ACUAUCUUCUUCGUGCACCAUGUCCUUUACGUUCAUUAUCACGACGAUGAUUCUGGGCUCCUCAGUGACAGUUGCAUUUGUUUUGCAGCCAUCCAAGCAAGAACCUGCUGCCUCUGCAAACUCUCCUCUUUCCCCUCACAGGUUCCAGGGUGAGUCAUUGCAGUCCAUCAGGAAGGGUCUCCUCAGGGGUCUCAACUUGCAGGUUGAGCCACAGCUGCCUGCUGGUGGGCUGGAUGGUUUCAGAGAGCAAUGGAGGAGCACCUUCAGCAACAUGGCUCACAGAGCCAAGGACUCUGCAGUUCCAGUGGUCUCUGGCUACUCUGUGUCACCUGAUGAUAGAAACAGUACAAGCCUGAAGUGCUGUUCCAUGGCCUCUGAGAUCUUCCUGAAAGAUCUGGGAUGGGACAACUGGGUGAUCCAUCCUGCCAGCCUUACCAUCGUUCAGUGUGCACUCUGCAACACUGAAGGGAACACUGCACAAUUUCAAUCAGCCCACACCAACGUCCAGGAUGCCGACUCACAGGCCCAGUUGCCAUGUUGUCAGCCCACCUCCCAGAAAAUGGUACCUAUCGUCUACCUGGAUGAAUUCAGCACUCUCGUCAUUUCCUCUGUGCAGCUAACCCACAGCUGCGGCUGUGAACAUGGCAACCUCCAGCAACCCAGCGAAGAGUAAUGUUCGUUUUAUAGUCCUGAGUGAGUGUCAUCUGUGAUCUACCUGGCACACACACAAAACAGAAAAUACAUCAUAUAAAGGUCUGUCGUCUCUCACAAAGACUUUCAUAGACUAUUUCUCUUUAGUUCCAGUUGUUGUCUUACAUCCUUAACACUGACACAAUGUGUAUUGAACACUGAGCAUGGGAACCAAAGCAAAGUCUGUCUCUUGUUUUUCUAUACAAGUGCCAGCACAGAUUUGUUGAGCCAGACAAACAAUAAAACAGCUCAAUUAUUACUUUAGUAACUGAUGAAAUGAUUGAGCUUAAUCACGUUAUUGAUCUCAAGUCACCAUGUACAUAUGUGUGCUAUUGUGUUUUAUUAAGUUACCAACAAUUAAGCUUAAAAAUAGGCAAUAAAAAUACAUUUCUGUAGGCAUUUCUCUCGCACCAAGAGCUAGAAAGUGCAGCUGACACUCGUGUGAUACAUGCUGCCAGUUUAUCUUUCAAUAAAUCUCCAAGCGCUAUUUAAAGUACUAACAGUUACUGAGUGUUCCCUCCAAAAAUGUGAGACUUGUCCGGUGCCAAAUCCUCUUACAGACUAGUUGUUUCUUUUUUGAUGUGUGAAUCAACUCUUAUGGGUAAAAAGUCAAUUUAAUUCCUUAUAUGCAAACUGAGGUCAAAUAAAAUAGAUAAUUCUUUAGUUGUAAUUGUAAAUUAAGUAUACGCUCACAUGUUUUUGCAGGGAGAGUAAUAAGAGAAUAUUGUGUUCGCCAGCUAAACUCCCUGCAAAUUAAACUUAGUAUCACUUUCUUCUGGGUAUGAACAAAUCUUGUUGAACAUCUGUGCUGUGCUUUUCCACCAACAUCCAUUUGCCAUGCUUUAUGUUCAUGUUUCAAGAUAAAGAGCACAAUGCUUUGUUACUCCGG
This is a messenger RNA of Dicentrarchus labrax (European seabass), 1579 nucleotides long. RefSeq names its product protein 60A. Gene Ontology annotation, cellular component: extracellular region. The transcript is spliced from 5 exons. The coding region runs from base 20 to 673 and encodes 217 amino acids. Gene Ontology annotation, biological process: BMP signaling pathway; SMAD protein signal transduction. Gene Ontology annotation, molecular function: growth factor activity; cytokine activity. Lineage: Eukaryota; Metazoa; Chordata; Actinopteri; Moronidae. The record is from RefSeq and is a predicted model, not a curated record.